This is a messenger RNA of Dryobates pubescens (Downy woodpecker), 1788 nucleotides long. It is a transcript of the gene DNASE2B, whose product is annotated as deoxyribonuclease 2 beta. Gene Ontology annotation, biological process: apoptotic DNA fragmentation. The transcript has 6 exons. Lineage: Eukaryota; Metazoa; Chordata; Aves; Piciformes; Picidae. Gene Ontology annotation, molecular function: deoxyribonuclease II activity. The record is from RefSeq and is a predicted model, not a curated record. Bases 23 to 1111 code for a protein of 362 amino acids.
UGAGUGCAGCUGAGAAACCAAAAUGCCUGCGCGAUCUGCAUGGUGGCACCGUGCUUUGCUAUUGCUUCUCUCCUCUGCACCCCUGUGGGCAGCUGAGAUUUCCUGUAGGAAUGAAGAUGGGGAGGCAGUUGACUGGUUUGCUCUUUACAAGUUGCCAAAACAUGUCAAAGGAGAGAUUCCCAUGCUGGGGCUGGAAUAUCUGUACAUGGACACCUUGGCUCCACAGUGGCAGCUCAGUAAAUACCUUGUCAACAUGACACAGGGUGCUCUGGGACAAACACUGAAGCAGCUGUACGAGACAUACGAAUCUGAGAAGAACAAUAUUGUAUAUGCAAUAUACAACGACGAGGCCCCUGAAUCAAACGCCAAUGGGUGGAAAAGAGGACAUACCAAAGGAUUUCUGCUCUUGGACAAAUCACAAGGCUUCUGGGUGAUUCACAGCGUGCCCCUGUUCCCUCCCAUCCCUGAGGAUGGUUAUGGGUAUCCAGCUACUGGGGAAUUCUUUGGACAGACAGCCAUCUGUAUAACCUUCAAAUAUGACCAGUUCACAGAAAUAGAUCAACAGAUGCUGAGUUAUAAUCCAGGAAUCUACAGCUGUUCCAUUCCUAAAAUCUUCCAAGCUGAUCUCCCAUAUCUGCAGAAGCUCUGUGCAGGGUCCAGGCUGCCCUCAGUCCCCUUGCGCCACCUCUCCAAGCUCCAGUCAGCUCAUGGGGAAACCUUUCUCCACUUUGCAAAGUCACGCUUGUUCAUAGAUGAUAUCUACGUGGCCUGGAUGGCUCAGGAACUGAAGACUGAUUUGUUGGCUGAAUCCUGGCAGCAUUCUGGCCAAAAACUUCCCUCAAAUUGCUCUCUUGACUACCAUGUCUACAACAUAAACCUAAUAGGGCUGCCACUGAAUGCCACCUUUUAUUCCAUUAACGAUCAUUCCAAAUGGGCUGUUUCAAGUAAAUAUGAAGAUCAGUGGGCCUGUAUCGGAGACUUAAACCGUGCAGCCGAACAAGCGUGGAGAAGCGGUGGGUUCAUCUGUACACAGAAUGAGCACAUCUACAAAGCCUUCAGACAUUUGAUAAUCCACUAUGAAACCUGCACCAGUGCUUCCACACUGAUAUAAGGAACCAUUCUUCCCAAACAGCACAGCUUCUCCUUACAUAGAAAGCGUAUCAAAUGUCUCUCUAAAACUUUAUUUUUACUCUAAAAAAAGCCCCUGUAAGUUGCCAGAUGUGUUAGACCCUCACCUCGUUAGCUAUAAAAGCAGAUGGUUUGCAGGUAGAUUACAGCUGGUUUUUCCUGGGUGCCAGACCAGUAGGCUCUGCACGUGCUCAGCCCAUGCUCCUCUUGCCAUCAGGGACAGGGACAGGAUGGUGCUGCAUAUUGCUGUGAGCAACCACAUACAAGCAUCCCUGGGAGGAACUUGUGAGGCAUGCUGGAUGUGGGACAGGAGGAACAACAGAAACCUGUCUCAUUAGCUAGGCUGUCAGGGCUGGGCAGUUAUCAAGAGCAAAAUACCCCAAAAUGCUUUAAAAUUGCACUGUAUUCCAGCACUGUUGAGAUCAGUCACAGCAUUUCUGCUGCUCAGUUUGGGUUGACUCUCCUUAGGCACCUGACAUACUUGGAUACAGACAGGGAAGCAAGCAGAUCUGUGGACAGGAAGGCUUUAUUUUUACAUGAUUAAUUUUUAGAGAAGAAAUGAGCUUUAAAUCAUUUGUAACCAGUAACUCGAGAGUAUUCCUAGUGGUUUUAUUCAUGUACAGCAAUCUUAUAAACAAAUAAACAUGUCCAAAAUAUGAA